AAGAUACCGUAGGAGUACUCAAGUGUGCCUGUCUGUGCUUUUCAAAUUAAAAAAAUAAGUUUUUUAUAAUGGUGGAUCGUUUAGUAAAUAGUGAAGCUAAUGCUAGACGAAUUGCUAUGGUGGAGAACUGUUUCGGCAGUUCGGGUCAGCCAUUGGCAGAACAAGGCAGAGUUCUUGUAGGAGAAGGAGUCCUAACAAAAAUGUGCAGAAAAAAACCAAAGGCCCGACAAUUCUUCUUAUUUAAUGAUAUAUUAGUGUAUGGAAACAUUGUAAUAAACAAAAAGAAGUAUAACAAGCAGCAUGUCAUUCCACUAGAAGAAGUUAAAUUGGAGUCACUUAAAGAUGAAGGCCAAUACCGGAAUGGCUGGUUAAUACGCACUGCAUCAAAAUCAUUUGCUGUGUAUGCAGCAACAGCCACAGAGAAAGAAGAAUGGAUGGCGCAUAUAGAAAAGUGCAUUGAGGAUCUGUUAAAAAAAAGUGGAAAGCAGCCUCCUUCGGAGCAUGCUGCAGUAUGGGUACCAGACAAUGAGGCAAAUAUUUGUAUGCACUGCAAAAAGACACAGUUCACAGUUUUAAACAGAAGGCACCACUGCCGCAAGUGCGGCUCGGUGGUGUGCGGGCCGUGCUCGUCGAAGCGGUUCGUGCUGCGCGGGCAGAGCGACAAGCCGCUGCGCGUGUGCCUGCAGUGCUACGACGAGCUCAACCGCGACAAGGCGCGCGCGCACCAGCCGCAGGCGCAAGCGGCCUCCGCACCGCCCGCAGUGAAAUCAGUGGCAGACGCGGCCGGCUCGGGCGGCGACUCGUCACAAGACGACGACAGCGAUGACGACGACGAACGAGUGGCUGAGGAGAAACAUGAUGAGGGCUUUACAAGUUAUAACGGUGUCAAAAACGGCUUCGGCAAUAAAGUGACAACCGUAUAGUACACACUUAAAUUGUCCAAAAUUCUACAGUGACGGUGAAAAGACUGAAGAGAACAGCAGCAACAACAACCAUUCGUCCAAGGAAUAGACCAAGUGAACCGAGCAGACCCUUAUUGUAUACAGGUCUAUAAAUUAU
Molecule: messenger RNA, 1059 nt
Organism: Colias croceus (clouded yellow)
Lineage: Eukaryota; Metazoa; Arthropoda; Insecta; Lepidoptera; Pieridae
Gene: rush
Product: pleckstrin homology domain-containing family F member 2
Exons: 9
Coding region: 69-923 (284 amino acids)
Cellular component (GO): early endosome
Molecular function (GO): metal ion binding; phosphatidylinositol binding
Source: RefSeq, a predicted model, not a curated record